Molecule: messenger RNA, 3982 nt
Organism: Artibeus jamaicensis (Jamaican fruit-eating bat)
Lineage: Eukaryota; Metazoa; Chordata; Mammalia; Chiroptera; Phyllostomidae
Gene: BRIP1
Product: BRCA1 interacting helicase 1
Exons: 20
Coding region: 272-3919 (1215 amino acids)
Biological process (GO): nucleotide-excision repair; double-strand break repair involved in meiotic recombination
Cellular component (GO): nucleus
Molecular function (GO): ATP binding; hydrolase activity, acting on acid anhydrides, in phosphorus-containing anhydrides; DNA binding
Source: RefSeq, a predicted model, not a curated record
UUCGUCGGGAAGAGUUGUUGAGUACACUGCUGAGAACUAGAGGAGAGAAAAAAUAAUAAUAAAAUAAUAAAGCGGCCCCAAGCCCGGGACCUGACCAGGGGAGUAGCAGCCCAGCUACGAAGAGAGAGGCGUGGGACCUUUCCUUGGUGCCAGGGCUCCGCUGUGUGUGCACGCCGAUACCGGCUUCCUUUGAUUGCGUGAAUCGGAGCCCGGGUCAGCGUCACUUCGGUUCGCCUCAGACCAGUUAGGAAUCUGAAGUAAACAAGAAAGCAUGAUGUCUUCAGCAUGGUCUGAAUAUACAAUUGGUGGGGUGAGGAUUAACUUUCCCUGUAAAGCUUACCCAUCACAGCUUGCUAUGAUGAAUGCUAUUGUCAGAGGAUUAAAUAGUAAGCAACAUUGUUUGCUGGAAAGCCCUACGGGAAGUGGGAAAAGCUUAGCUUUACUUUGUUCUGCUUUAGCAUGGCAACGGUCUCUUAGCGGAAAGCCAGUGGAUGAAAGCUUAAGUAAAAAAGCUGAAGUACCACUGCCCUGUUGUUGUACAUGCCAUUCAAAGAGUUUUACAAAUGAUGACAUGAACCAAGGAGCUUCGCAUCAUUUCAGUAGUCCUGGUACACCCCCUUCUGAAAGAAAUGGCACUUCAUCACCUUGGCGAGAUUCUCCUGAAAAAACUACAUUGGCUGCAAAGUUAUCUGCCAAGAAACAAGCAUCUGUAUGCAGAGAUGAAAAUGAUGAUUUUCAAAUAGAGAAGAAAAGAAUUCGAUCCUUAGAAACUACCCAGCAGAUUAGAAAACGUCAUUGUUUUGAAAAGGAAGUACACCAUUUGGAUACAAAAGUUGUCUCAGGAAAGACCACAAAACUCAGCUCCCCAUUAAGAAAGAUAAACUCCUUUUCUCCACAGAAUCAGUCUGGUCACUGUUCUAGGUGCUGCUGUUCUACUAAACAAGGGAACAGUCAAGAUUCUUCAAAUGCCAUUAAGAAGGAUCAUGGGGGGAAAUCCACGGUACCAAAAAUAUAUUUUGGGACACGCACACACAAGCAGAUCACUCAGAUUACUAGAGAGCUCCGGAGGACAGCGUACUCAGGGGUCCCGAUGACUAUUCUUUCCAGCAGAGAUCACACUUGCGUCCACCCUGAAGUCGUAGGUAACUUCAACAGAAAUGAGAAGUGCAUGGAGUUGCUGGAUGGGAAAAAUGGAAAGUCCUGCUAUUUUUAUCACGGUGUUCAUAAAAUUAGUGGUCAACAAACAUUCCAGACCCUGCAAGGGAUGUGCAAGGCCUGGGAUAUAGAAGAGCUCGUCAGCUUGGGCAAAAAACUAAAGGCAUGUCCGUAUUACACAGCGCGAGAGCUAAUAGAAGAUGCCAAUAUAAUAUUUUGUCCCUACAACUAUCUUCUAGAUGCACAAAUAAGGGAAAGUAUGGAUAUCAAUCUGAAGGAACAGGUUGUUAUUUUGGAUGAAGCUCAUAACAUUGAGGACUGUGCCCGGGAGUCAGCAAGUUACAGCAUAACGGAAGUCCAGCUGCGGUUUGCUCGGGACGAACUGGAUAGUAUGGUCAACAGUAACAUAAGGAAGAAAGACCAUGCGCCCCUACAGGCUGUGUGCUGCAGCCUCAUUAAUUGGUUAGAGGCAAACUCUGAACAUCUUGUGGAACGAGAUUAUGAAUCAUCCUGUAAAAUAUGGAGUGGAAGUGAAAUGCUCUUAGAUUUACAUAAAAUGGGUAUCACCACUGCUACUUUUCCCAUUUUGCAGGGACAUUUGUCUGCUGUCCUUCAAAAAGAAGAAAAGGUCUCAUCAAUUUUUGGUAAAGAAGAGGCAAUAGAAGUGCCUAUUAUUAGUGCUUCAACUCAAGUAAUGCUCAAAGGACUUUUUAUGGUACUUGACUAUCUUUUUAGGCAAAAUAGCAGGUUUGCAGAUGAUUAUAAAGUUGCUAUUCAACAGACUUAUACUUGGAUAAAUCUCACUGAUACUUCAGAUAAAAAUGGGUUGUUUGCGGUACCAAAAAAUAAGAAACGUUCACGACAGAAAACUGCAGUUCAUGUGCUAAACUUUUGGUGCUUAAAUCCAGCUGUGGCCUUUUCGGAUAUUAAUGGCAAAGUGUGGGCGAUUGUUUUGACAUCUGGGACAUUAUCACCAAUGAAAUCCUUUUCAUCAGAACUUGGUGUUACAUUUACUAUCCAACUGGAAGCUAAUCAUAUCAUUAAUAAUUCACAGGUUUGGGUUGGCACCAUUGGCUCAGGCCCCAAGGGUCGGAGUCUCUGUGCUACCUUCCAGCACACAGAAACGUUCGAGUUCCAGGAUGAGGUGGGAGCGCUCGUGUUGUCUGUGUGCCAGACUGUGAGCCAAGGCAUUUUGUGUUUCUUGCCAUCAUACAAGUUACUAGAAAAGUUAAAAGAACGUUGGCUCUCCACUGGUUUAUGGCAUAACCUGGAGUUGGUGAAGACAGUCAUUGCAGAACCACAGGGAGGAGAAAAAACUGAUUUCGAUGAAUUACUGCAGGUGUACUAUGAUGCAAUCAAGUACAAAGGAGAGAAAGACGGAGCCCUCCUGGUAGCGGUUUGCCGUGGUAAAGUGAGCGAGGGUCUGGAUUUCUCAGAUGACAAUGCCCGCGCUGUCAUAACCAUAGGAAUUCCUUUUCCAAAUGUGAAAGAUCUUCAGGUUGAACUAAAGCGCCAGUAUAAUGACCAGCAUUCAAAAUUGAGAGGUCUUUUACCCGGUCGUCAAUGGUAUGAAAUCCAAGCAUACAGGGCCUUAAACCAGGCCCUAGGUAGAUGUAUUCGACAUAAAAACGAUUGGGGAGCUCUUAUUCUAGUGGAUGACCGCUUCAGAAGUAAUCCAACUCGAUAUAUAUCUGGACUUUCUAAAUGGGUCCGGCAGCAAAUCCAGCACCAUUCAACCUUUGAAAGUGCACUGGAGUCCUUGGCUGAAUUUUCCAAAAAACACCAAAAGGUCAUUGAUGUACCCAAAGAGAACAGAAAGUCUAUUCCGUACAGUGAGUCUACACUUGAAGUGGCGUGUUUGAAGGACAGUACCUCAGUUUAUGUAUCAGAAGCAGCAAGUCCUCUAUCACCAGAAAAUCCCAGGGAAGAUGAUUCAGUAUUAUUAGAGAAGUCUGGCCAGGCAGUGCAAGAAGAAAACAUUGUGAUUUCCAGAUCCGCAAGCCCAACCUUCAACAAACAAACAAAUAGAGUUAGCUGCUCGAGCUUUAAUUCUUCAGGACAGUAUCAUACUGGUAAAAUUCUGACCACAACACCCAAGUUUAGGUCAUCAGAGGACUGUGUCUCUCGUUCUUCCACUUUCAAAACAGAAAAGGGUUGUAAAACUGGCUUGCCACUCAUUGAUAAAUCUGAGUCCCCAUCUCAAAGAGUAAACGCAUCAUCUGAACCAGGCUCUCAGUCAGAAACCGCUGUUUCAUCAUUAAAGAUUAAUGCCGCUCUUCUUAAAAACAAUCAUUCCAACCAGCUACUCUGCAGUGAAGAAGCCCAGGAUCCAGACAUUGAAUUGUCUCCAGUAAGUGAAGAAGACAGACUUUCUACUUCAAAUAGAGCUUUUGAAGCAGAAGCAGAAGAUGAAUCUAUCUAUUUUACACCUGAACUAUAUGAUCCUGUAGAUGCAAAUGGAGAAAAAAAUGAACCAGCUGAAACUGGUAGAAAUAAUUCAAAUUGUGUUUUAGCUGAAGAACUUUUUGAGAUUAGGACUGUGACAGAAGUAGAUGCAGUCAGGGAGAGGAAAGCCAGGGAUUGCACAGACACAAGGUCAAAUGGAGCCGCACGUAUUAGAGAAAGCAAAGUUGAUAACAUUGCUAGUAAUAUAGGAACAACUCACAAAAAUGAAUCAGAACUGGAGGAAACUCAUGAAAUGGAGAUAAAGAACUUUGAACAGUCUCCUUCCCAAAAUAAAGGUGUGUUCCCUGGUGUUAGAUAGUAAUACUUAACUGUCAAGCUAUAAAUACAUGUUGUUGGACUUAUAUUAAACUCCAUUAUGAAU